This is a messenger RNA of Acanthochromis polyacanthus (spiny chromis), 1720 nucleotides long. RefSeq names its product high affinity choline transporter 1-like. Gene Ontology annotation, molecular function: choline:sodium symporter activity. The coding region runs from base 101 to 1717 and encodes 538 amino acids. Gene Ontology annotation, cellular component: plasma membrane. Lineage: Eukaryota; Metazoa; Chordata; Actinopteri; Pomacentridae. The transcript is spliced from 9 exons. The record is from RefSeq and is a predicted model, not a curated record. Gene Ontology annotation, biological process: choline transport; acetylcholine biosynthetic process; transmembrane transport.
CGUGCCUCCUCCUCCUCCUCACUGUAGUGAUCGGCCGCUUUGAAGCUCUCUACAGCUGGUACCUCCUCAACAUUUUCAAAGGACAACACAGACUCUGAAGAUGGCGGCAAACUGGCUCGGGCUGCUGUCCAUGGGAGUGUUUUACUUGAUCAUACUGGGAACAGGUAUCUGGGCCUCCAAGAAGGCCAGACAUGAAGAGAACAAGAGUCCUGGGAGCCGCAGCGAAGUCGCAAUGGUGGGAGGGCGAAACCUGAACAUAUGGGUCAGCAUAUUCACUAUGACAGCCACGUGGGUGGGAGGAGGCUAUAUUUUGGGUAAUGCUGAAGUGGUCUAUAAUCCAACAAAGGGCUUGGUGUGGGCCAUCGGACCUUUUGCCUUUGCAAUGAACCUGGUUUUGGGUGGACUCUUCUUCAUCAAACCCAUACGCUCAAAGAACUACGUUACCCUCAUGGACCCGUUUCAAGAGAAAUAUGGCAACACUGUAGGUGCUGUUCUCUUCAUUCCUGCCCUAAUGGGAGAUAUCUUGUGGGUAGCGUGCAUUCUUGGUGCACUAGGUGGGACAGUCAGCGUGGUCAUGGAUAUCUCCUCCUCCCUGGCUGUGGGAAUCUCUGCAUCUGUGGCGAUCCUUUACACAUUAAUGGGAGGACUGUACUCUGUGGCCUACACUGAUGUCAUCCAGCUGAGCUUCAUGCUCAUUGGCUUGUGGCUUUGUGUACCGUUUAUCCUGACGAGUCCCCAUGCUGCCAACUUCACUGUCGCUGCAGUGACCAAUGUGCACCAGGAGAACUGGCUCGGCAAGCUGGAGCCUGAAGAUGCAGGCUGCUGGAUAGAUGACAUACUGCUACUGGGCAUCGGAGGGAUCUGCUACCAGGCUUUCUACCAGAGAGUCCUGUCCACAGCCACUGACGCCCAAGCUAAGAUGACCUGCUAUGCUGGAGCGGUUCUAUGCCCAAUCCUUGGCAUCCCAUCACUCAUCAUUGGAGCAGUGGCAGCAUCUACCAAUUGGAAUGAGACCACGUACGGCUCACCCAGCCCAUAUGAACAAGGCAAAGCUGGCAUGAUCUUGCCAAUUGCCCUUGAGCAUCUCUGCCCUUUCUACAUCUCGGUGGUCGGUAUAGGAUCACUCGCUGCAUCCGUGAUGUCGUCAACAGACUCUGCACUUUUGUCUUCUGCCUCCCAACUAGGCCGAAAUAUCUUCAAGAACAUCAUUUAUAAACAAGCAUCAGAAAAAACUAUCCUUGUGGUGGUUAAAGUGUCAGUGUUCCUUUGUGGACUGAUGGGAAUGGCCCUGGCUAUGACAACUUCAUCUGUUCACCUGUUCUGGGUGGUCAGCGCAGACGUCUUGUAUUCAAUGAUGGCUCCCCAGGUCAUAUGCAUCUUCUUCUUACCCCGGUGGGUGAACCAGUAUGGAGCCUGCUCUGGCUUUGUGUUGGCACUACUGCUGAGAGCUCUGGUCGGGGAACCUUUGAUAGGUCUUCCUGACAUUCUGCCCCUGCCAUGGGACAAGAUACAGGAGGGUGGUCACAGAUAUCGCUUGUUCCCUUUUCGUACUGCCAUUAUGCUGACCACAACUGUAACUAUUUUACUAGUAUCACAGCUGACUGAGUGGCUAAAGAGGCUUCUGAAAAGUGAUGCUAGAAGGGACAGUAACGCAUAUUACUUGGCUAAAAUCCAGCUGGACGGGGAGGAAAACGAAAAGCUGAAUAACCAGGACUAAGAG